AAGCAGCCAUUCCAUUUUCGAUGCUUUUUUUAUAUUCACUAAUGGACGCACUGCAUGUUCGUUACAGCUCCUGCAGUGUUGUGUUCCGAAACCGUGGAACACGCCAGCCGCAAGGAGCCAUUCGGGGUGGCCCGUAGUCUGACGAUCCUCAUCUGUUUAGCUCGGUCGAAAUGCCGAACGCCAGGUAGGAGUUAGGGUGGAGAGGCUGUUUCAGUUUGCAUCAACUGAUCGUCCACCUUUACACAUCUUGUGUGGAGAUCUAGAAUUUGGUGGUCAUCAGUAGUGUAGGGCGUGAUCGUCGAUUGUAGGGUAAGUGGAUCACCAAGGCGGUCUUGUUCUAAUUUGUCGAGUCUGCAGUGUCAGCAUAGCUUGGUCAACUUCAAGGGAAUUUUGCCUGCAGAACGAUUGAAUGUUGAUUGAGGUCGCAUUGGCGCUGGAUGCCAGGGACUGAUCGAACCGGUGGGAGUACGCACUGCUAGCUAACUAGCGUGAUUCUUUAGUGGUGCUUUGCGUCGUUAUGGAUGAGCUGCAUGAAGGGAAAUCUAAUGCUAGAGAAAAUGUUGGUGUGACUUCUGAUAAUUCUAGCGACGUCGAAUCUAGUAGCUGUGCUGGGACAGAAGCUAGUCGAUGAAGGAAAUAACACGGUAUAACGGAAUUUCAAGUAGGUCAUGCAGGUAACGAGUGAGGGUGAAUUCAGAGCGUAAGAGCAAAAGAGAACUAGGUUUUGGGAUAAUUUCGAAGGACUGUGAUCACAUUUCAAGGAAGACCAGAGAACGUCGGCUGAAAUGAAUCCUUUACGGUUAUUCUCGAAAGUGGCUUCAACGUCACCGAAGAAGCUCUCCUUCGAUGUGUGCGAUGGACUCGGACCAGCGCGGGCUGACUCAUCUCACAGCUCAUUCGUGGUAACUACUCGCGGAGAUCCAAAUCCCAGUGAUAUGAUAGCGUCUGCGGAUCUCCUGAGUCUUGAAGUCGAAUGUUCGCGAGAGGGUUCCAUCGUUUUACCUCCGGCGACCACUGACUUCGACGCCUCUCCGCCGCGCAUUGACAGGGUCACCAGAGGUGCCAGGAAGCAUGGGCAAAUUCUAGCUCUUGAGCCUGGGUGUACGGAAGGUGCCAGUCCGGUAGCCGUGAAAACUGAAUCUUCCAGGGUGCCUACACCUGGCCGCGGGAAAAAAACUGCCCUGACUCAGGGACGGGGGCUGCAGGCCUAUGGAAGCACGAACGGAAAGAGUAGCCAUCAUCGUCGAUCUUUGAGCAACACCCCUCGCUCGGACAACAAUUCGACUACCAGCACAGAGUCUUCAAUAGCUCCAGCAACUCGAACCCUGCGGCAGUCUGCCUCGUUCUCGGGAACUACGACGCCGCGAGGUGGCCGUCCGCCCACGAACGCAGAACUGAACACUCCUCUCUUAGGAAGUGCCGGUACCGCCCCACGAAGCGCUGGAAAGUGGGCGAAGUGUGGCGUCAAUGCUGCAGCUGGCACUCGGUUGCCUAAGGCUCUCGGUCAGCACGAAGAGGAACCCGACCGGACUGAGCGCGUGGAGGAUCCCACUUUUUGGAUGGAUCACAGUGUGCAGGUUUUGAUUCGUGCGCGUCCGAUUAGUAGCGCCGAGAUCGCUCAACAGGGGAUUGCCAGAUGCGUGAAGCAAGAGAACGCUCAUACAAUUUCGUGGCUGGGGCAACCGGAGACGAGAUUUACGUUCGACCAUGUGGCAGGUGAAUUCGUCACCCAGGAAGAGUUAUUCCGAGUGGCGGGAUUACCGAUGGUGGAAAAUUGUAUGGCCGGAUACAACAGUUGCAUGUUUGCAUAUGGCCAGACGGGUAGUGGCAAGACGCAUACCAUGCUUGGAGACAUUGGGGACUUCGAUCAGCAACCUAAUGAGAAUUGUGGGAUGACACCACGAGUGUUUGCGUACCUGUUUGCUAAGAUUCAGAAGGAAGAAGAAGCCCAAAAACACAGGAAGUUGAAGUACAAAUGUAGGUGCUCCUUCUUGGAGAUCUACAAUGAGCAGAUAUCGGACUUGCUUGAGCCCUCCUUAACAAACUUACAGAUGAGGGAGGAUUUGAACAAAGGCGUUUAUGUUGAGGGUUUAUUGGAAGUGGAAGUGCAGAAUGUGCAAGAUGUGUUGCAUCUGCUGCUGUUGGGUGCGACCAACAGGAAAGUGGCUGCUACCAACAUGAACAAGGAGAGCAGUAGGUCACACAGUGUUUUCACUUGUAUCAUCGAGAGUCAGUGGGAGUGCGAUUCAAUGAUCAACUUCCGGUACGGACGGCUGAACCUCGUCGAUCUUGCUGGUUCAGAACGUCAGAAAGCCACUGGCGAGGAUGGAGAGCGUCUGCGAGAAGCGGCCAGUAUAAACAAGUCUUUGUCAACCCUUGGGCUUGUCAUUAUGGUCUUGGUGGACAUUGCCAAUGGGAAGCAACGGCACGUCCCGUAUCGAGAUUCGAAGCUCACCUUCCUCCUUCAGGAUUCGCUUGGAGGCAACUCUAAGACAACAAUCAUCGCUAAUAUCAGCCCUUCCAGCUGUGCUGCGUCGGAGACUCUUAGUACCCUCAAGUUUGCUCAGCGCGCGAAAUUCAUUCAGAACAAUGCUGUGAUCAACGAACAAUCCACCGGAAACGUGAAAGAGCUGCAAGAACAGAUUCAACAGCUUAAGGAUGAGCUCGCUCGUAUUCGUAGACAGAGCAUAUCAAGGAUACCGUCCAUGCCUGUGGUAGAAGAUGACAAUGCCACGGAUAUGUCCAACGAGUCCGGAUUUGAUCCUAUGCGGAGCUUCACUGAGGGCUCCUUUCUGCAGUUUGGUAGAGCUGUAUUAGGACCAACCGCAUUGAAUCAAAAGAUAAAAGAACUGGAAGACCUGCUGGCAGCCGCACUACGAAGAGAAAAGAUUCUUCAAAAGACAUCAGCUGCUGAAAUUCAGGACCUGACACGCUUGGUGGAUAGAAACACUAAUUCCGAAUCUGCUGCCAUUGUCCAGCAGGAAACAUCGAUAGCUGAACUUUCGUCUGAGAGACGAGCAACAGAGCUUCUUCGAUAUGAGGUUGAAUCCUGUCAACGAGACCUUGCUGAUUAUCGAGUGAAGCUUCAGAUCAGCCUGGAGUCCAAUGAGAGAAUGACAAGUGAGUUGGAUGCAUUGCGAAAAGAACUUGAGAACUCGCAGGAGGAAUGCAGGAUGCAGAAACAUAAGCUUGGGAUCCUUCAGGGCAAAGUACAACAGUUCGACUGUUUGGAGUUGAAGCAAGCGCAACACGAACAGUUCAUGUUCGAGCUGAAGACGCAGCUUCAGAAGAGCGAAGAGAGGGCCGCGUAUGAAAUGAAGAGGCAACGUCAGCUGGAGCACCGGCUGCAAGAGGAGCUGCAGGAGUCCACCAACUUGCAUGCAGAGCUUCAGUCAACACGAGCUUCACUGAAGGAAGCUGAAGCGCUGGUCGAAACAUUGCGGGGACGUGGAUCAGGACUGGAAAUUGGAGACUCGGAAGCUUCAUAUGAAAGUGCCAUGAUCAAGCAGUUACGAAACGAGAUAACCGAAUUGAAUAAAAGAUUAGAGGAUGAGCGCGACCGUGGAAGAGAAUUAGAGAAUCAGGUCGGUAAUAAAGCUGCGAGGGAUUUUGUACAUGAACCCAAUCACAAAAGUAACAUUCACACGGAGUGCCCUGACAUCACAGGGAGGAAGAGGGUUAGGCAUCACGAUGCAAUAUUGCAAUUGCAAAUGGAGCUAGAGUCCAUAGACGGUGGAUCACCUGGUAGAUCAGAUCCUAUAAAAGGAUACAGAUGGGAGUCAGGUACUGUAGACGAGGAGGUUGAGGUGAAGCACACGAUGACCAUUAUGCAGCUUCAGUUGGAUAUGGAAGCGCUGGAAAGUGUACUUGCCGAGGAGCGUCGAAACCUAGCGGAGGCGAGGUCUUCCUCUGAACUUUUGCGACAGGAAUUUGAGGAGACAAAAGUCAAGCUUAAUGCAGAGAAGAGUAAAGUGGAAGCUCUAACAAGGAACCAAUAUCUUAAGAAGGUUGAGGGCCAGCUUCAUGAAGCGGAGAACGAAGAAAUGCAAUUGGUCAAGAUGCAAGAGGCUCUUUUAGUAACGAAAGAGCACUUCAACUUGGAGAUGCAGACUUUGGUUGCAGCGGUUGCUGAAGCCGAAAAACGGUACGUAUCUGUGAAGAAGGAGCUUGAGUCAAUCCACUAUCAGUUCCAAGGCCUUGCAGAUCGGACCAGAGAUGUCGAAUCUCGUGAGCUUGUUGUUCAGGCUGACAGCAAGAAGCUUGAGGAGUUGAAGAAGCACCUAGGAGCUGUUCAUAUACUCAGCGAUGACUUGCCAAACCAGAUUGAGAUGACACUGGAGGGAUCUGUGAAUGUAAAGGAUCAGACGAUACAAGAGCCGGAGGAUUGGGUUCUCGAAAAAUCAGACCUUCUCUUGGCAGUGCGAGAUUUCGAAGCUCGUUGUAUGGAGAAAGAUUACGUUAUUGGAAACUUGAAGAAAAAGAUUGCCAGUCUCAACAACGGUGCAUUAGAAAGCGUAGAAGUCGUAGGACUCAGAAGCCUCUCUAGGAAUGAAACAAUGGUGAUGCUAGAGAAGAACCUCGAGAACAUGGCACAAGCUAUGGUCCAAAUUACUACAGAAAAUAUACAGCUACAGAGAGACAUCGAACUCCUUAGAAAGGAUUCCGACAGUGCACGACGACUGGUGGAGCAGAAAGAAGAGGAACUCACUAUGGCUCAGAGGAAACUGGCUGAUACAGAAGACCUUAUGGAGCAGGAGACUUUCAAAAUCGAGGCAAUUUCAUUGUUAAUAACUGAAGCUGGAAGCUCAGAAGCGAGCUGGGUUGCUGCGAGAGAGAUCCUGACUUCAAUGAUUUCAGGGUUGCAAUCAUAUGUGGGAUACUCCUCUGGUGAAGCUGAGCUUGAACUUGCGAGAACACAAAUUCUCCUGGCGGGGUCCGAAGGCAAGGUUAGGCUACUCUCUGAAAUGGUCGUUAGAAUGCAGAGUUCCCGAAGUGAAACAUUUGAAACUGAACUGGAGUUUGAUUUGGUCAAGAGUGCGGAUCGUCCUCUGCGAAGGCUUUCCGAGAAUCGAAGUCGGAUCUCGUCGAGUGAUAGCAAAAUCAACAACACUAAACUUGUAGAAAAGUUGCGGCAGGGCCUUGCGAAGACCAAGGCUGAAAAUGCGAAGCUGAUCUCCGAGGUCCGCGAGAAGGAGAACGCAACCCUCAGUUUCUGGAUGCAGCUGUCAUCUGCGGAAGCGAAGUGCACGGAAAUGGAAGUCAUUGCCGCAAGCAAGGAAAAGAAACUAUGUCAUCAGCUGAAUUCAUUAACAGAAAAACUCCAAAAUGUCGAAAAUGAAGCUAAGAAUUACAAAUCACUUGCGCAAAAAUCUGAAGCCGAGUUGGAGAGAUUGACCAUGUUACUGCUGGAUACCGAAGAGCGGCAGAGGCAAGCCGAGCAAGCUUGGGUGAAGGAGAAGACCGAGCUCCAAAGUCAGAGACAUGAGGCACAGCUGGAGGCUGCCACAAAAAAACUCAAACUUCCCGCGAGGUUCGCUAAGCUUGAUAAAUGGCAGCAGCGGCUGAGCGAAGCGGACCAGCUCAUAAACAUGCUGGUGGAAGCCAACGAGAAAUUGAGGCAGGAAUGUAGUCAGAGAUCGAUGGAAGCCGAGAUGACGAACAACCUAAUUCUGGAACUGCUGGAGACCGUGGCGCUGUCGAGGGAGCAGCUUCAUGCCACCAUGAGCCACACAGAGAGAGAGUUCCGUGCAUUGAUCGAGGAAUCCCAUCUGCUCAAAGCUCAUUUCAAGAGCGACAUUAUGAGAUUAAGGGAAACGCAGCUGAUUGUAGUGGACGACAUGAUGAGGUCUAUAGAAACACUGCCCUCAGUGAAGUGUCUAGAAAGCGAACGGCGGUCUUGGGAGCUGCAAUGCAAGGCAGCUAAUGCAGUGCUGGCUGAGAAAGAGUUGACAAUCCGGAACCUCCAAACUGAAGUAGCCAAAGCUGUCAAGCAGAUGUGGUGUGUGCAAACCGAGAAAGUGUCGGCGGUGGAGGCUUCUCAAGAGAAAGAAGAGACGAUCGUAAAACAUCUGAACGAAGUGAACCAUCUUAAGGAAAGCGCAGACCGAGACAUGUCUCUUCUGCAGAGCAUCACAGAAUUCGGAGGAUAUCAUACACCUCUUAAACAGCCAAUGGAACUUGGACUUGGCACGCCUCUCAAUCAAAAUGCGUUGCGGCAGAGUGUGACGAAGGAGGCUGAGCUCGGACAUACUCCUCUGAGGAGAUCCUUUUCUUGUAAGUUGAUUGAGGAGAAGGAGAUGACGUUGAACGUACUCAAAGAAGAGCAAGAGUAUCUGAAGACGAUGGUGUUCAGUCUCGACACGGAGAAAUCCGAGUUGCAACAACAGUUGCUGGACUUGGAAGCUGAUGCUACUGCUUUGAGGUCCACCAUAGCCAACUUGGAGAGGGAGCUACAUGAUAGUAACCGCCGGCGGUGCGAGGAUGUGGACGCGCUUGUUGAGCAGCUCCAGGAAAGCACUCGCCAUAUCUGUGACUUGGAGGUUCAGAGGACGGACCUUCGAGAGGAAAUGCAACGUCAAGCGGUGUUAUUUGCCGAGCUCUAUGAGCAGCUCCAGAAGCAGGAGAGUUUGGCGGAAGCAGAGAGAGCCAAUGAAGGCAGAGCCGAUGAGAACAAGUAUGUCUUGCAAAUGCUAGAGCAGGAGAAGGCUGAGCUCAAAACUAUGGUUGAGCGGCUAGACACGGAGAUAAUGGCUCAUCAAGUGGAAUCGAAGCAAUUGAAAACACAAGUGGAAGCUCUGAAGUCAGAUCUGGCAUUGAAGACAGUCGAAACUGUUCGGAUCAAUGAGGAACUUGAUCAACUGAGAGGUGUAGUAGAAUUUUCUGAAAGAGAGACGAAAAUCCUAAGAGACCUAGUGGAGGAUUUUAAAAGCAGUAGAUCUCGGUUAGAAGAGCAACUUCAAUACUCAACAGAUGCCAGCAUCUUGAAAGUAGAACAGCUCGAAGCAGAGCGGGACAAGUUCCAAGAUGAUCUUCAUCUCUUCAUGGGGCAGUUGGAGGAGAUCCAAAAGUUGGCUGAUCAACGAGACAUUGCUGCAUCCGAAGCUCGCCAGGUGGCGGAGCUAAACAAGAUACGAGCAGAAGAGAAACAGGUUGAGGUGGACAUCCUUGGGAAGUCUGUAGAGGAGCUGGAAAAUACAGUUUAUGCUCUAGAGUCUCAGGUCGGGCUUUUGAAGAGGGAGUGCGAGAGGCAACGCUUAAUGCGGGAAGAAAUGGAAAGUGAGAUUCAAGGUCUCAAAAACCAGAUCUCUAUAAUGCAUGCUGCACUACACGAAGCAAGUACUCGGAGCAGUGAUGAGCGCCUUGAAACAAAGAUACGGAGAGAAAAUGCGGAAAGUAUGCUGGAGGAACGCGAGGCUGAACUGCAACUGCUGCGGAAAAAGCUGGAGAAACUCGAAAUGCAGUUAGAAGAAAGCAAACCAGUGGAAUGGGUACAAGCGCUGCCUCCAGCGCAGAUUCCAAUCCAAAAGGGGCAAAAACUUCCCAAGGGAGCGGCUUCAGCCUUCGCAUGCAUCAAAUUAAACCACCAGGUUCACUUGGAGCUUGACGAGGAGAGGAAGGCCUAUGAGCGUCGCAUCCAGGAGUUGGAAGAUGUUCUUGGCAGUCACCAAAAUGAGGUCACGACGUUGCAUGGAAAGCUGGCCGAUGCCGAGAGAAUGACACGCGAUGUCCUCCAUGUUCUGCGUUGCAUCAAACUGGACAUGUCCAACGUUGCUACUCUCUUAGACGAACAACAGGUGGAAGAAGGCGUGAAGAGUGAUAGACAGACGCUCCAAAAGGACGAGGAAAUUGAGCAAAUCCUCACCCAACUGAACGAUUUCAUCGAAGAGCGGGAAAGUUGGUUGGAGAUGAUCAGUCGAAAGCAGCUUGAGUUACUUGCUGCCCAAGAAUCUGUGGAAAACCUUAGAGAACGAGAAAAAGCUCUCGUUGCCGAAAAUAAAAAGCUGGUCACUGACAAUCGAAACCAGCUGAAGAAGAUUGGGCACCUGGAGCAGGAGGUGAAGUCUCUCUCUGGACAACAGAACCUUCAGCAGCGGAUCAAACACCACGCCAGAAUCAAGGAAGAAAACAACUCCCUGCGGAUCCAAAACAACGAACUGAAUGCCAGGCUCAGACGUGUCGAGCUCCUCAACACGCGUAUCAGCGAGGAGUUGGCCAAGUACCGCGCUGCGCAUGGCAAGCCAUCUGCAUUGAAUAUCGAAGAGGAGCAGCGUCUUCGCACCAUGCUGCAGGAAACUGAGCAGCAGCGGGACCAAGAGGCUCAAAAGCUCGCCACCCUAAGUUCCAGAGUCAUGAAUGCUGCUGGAAUGACAGACCGCGGCACUGAGACCGAUCCAGCCACGGCUUUGGAAGCUAUUGAGAAAAUGAAGCAUCACUUAAAAUCCACACUUCAGGAGCUGGAGGACGUCAAGCUGAAGACUAGAAUCUCGGAAGAAAGGCAGAGGUUGAACGAAUUACGGACUGCACACUCACCCUUGCGAGGCAUGGAUGCGCAAAGUGUGACACCCAGAUGACCCUCAAUGCCACUACCUCGUUGCGUUGGUGUUCGUAGGUUUGUGCAGAUUCUUGUGUACAGUCACCGCACUAGGGAGCUUAGCAUAAUUGCCGAUGUUAUAGAAUGUACAUCAGUCUCGUAUUUUUUUGCUGGAUCAUCGAUAUGACCCUUAUUUUUUAACCAGCCUCGAUGCGAUGGUUUGCCCGGCGUCGGAGCCCUCUCGUCCCCCAUUUGUGAGGGACUUUCCGCUUCUAGAGCUCGCACUUUUUCCUAAACCCUAAAAGCUUAAAGCUAGUGGAGUAUCUUACAUUAUUUUUGCAGUCAAGUUAUAUUUCCUGAUUUUGUUUGGAUCGACGCUGAUUGCGUGAUCCCAAGUGAGAAAGAUGAUCUUGUGCUGCACCUGUUGAAUUUGUUUAAUUCAUUUUAUACUUGGACAAUUUUUUCCAAGAUUUAUUGGCAA
This is a messenger RNA of Physcomitrium patens, 9011 nucleotides long. Its product is annotated as kinesin-like protein KIN-12D. Gene Ontology annotation, molecular function: microtubule binding; microtubule motor activity; ATP binding. Gene Ontology annotation, biological process: microtubule-based movement. NCBI's taxonomy places the organism in Eukaryota, Viridiplantae, Streptophyta, Bryopsida, Funariales, Funariaceae. The record is from RefSeq and is a predicted model, not a curated record.